Biomphalaria glabrata is the source of this 3224-nucleotide messenger RNA. RefSeq names its product G-protein coupled receptor dmsr-1-like. The transcript has 2 exons. Gene Ontology annotation, biological process: G protein-coupled receptor signaling pathway. The record is from RefSeq and is a predicted model, not a curated record. Lineage: Eukaryota; Metazoa; Mollusca; Gastropoda; Planorbidae. Gene Ontology annotation, molecular function: G protein-coupled peptide receptor activity. Bases 1299 to 2312 code for a protein of 337 amino acids. Gene Ontology annotation, cellular component: membrane.
GAUGGAAGAUUCCUAGCUAAGCCCACACAUAACCUUUUUUCCCCCACCCUAGCCACGCCACUGAAUGUACUGUGUUAUUUCAAAUAAACAAAAGUGUAAUACUUGUAGGUACUUUUGAUCCAACAACGAAAGUAAACCAGAAUUGUACGAUGUUUCCAGGCUUGAUAAUUAGAUCAAUUAAGGCUUUAUUUAUUAUAAUUAGUGCAUUACUGUAAUUGAUACCGAUAAAAGACGUGUCGUAUCGCGAACUGGGACUCACUUCGACAAAUGUGAGUGUGCUGGGUCGUGGGUUGGUUAGCCAAAAAAUUUGGAGUACUUCUAGUUGAGUGUAUAUUUAGUUUAGGAAGUCUGUGAUAGCAGGCCUCUCUCUCUCUCUCUCUCUCUCUCUCUCUCUCUCUGUGUAUCAUUGUGAAGAGACAGGAAUCAGCUAGCAGAAGCUGGGACUGACUCUCCUGAGUGUGAACAGUGCAUAGUGCAAGUGCACCUCGUGAGGUCACGUAAAGUCACGAGAGAACAGCUUCCACUUUACCUGAGAUUAUUGGUAAGUUUUGAAGCCAAACAUGUUGGAGCGUGGUGCUGGAACUGUUUAUAUAUAUAAAUAUUUAAAUUUGAUCUGUAGAUUUAGGAAUAGGCAAUUGCAAUAACACUGACAGGAGCUGGAAAGCUUACGGUUCUAAUCGAUUCAGAUAUUUAUCACAAGUGUUGAAACAACUCCAUCAUCACGUCCUCUAGAUUGUUCUAUUACUUGGAUAGAACAUUUGGUUGCAAUAUACAACAUGAAUAGAACAACACUUCUAAAAGUCUAUUGAAUUUAUUAAUUGACUGAGAACAAGGUCAGGCUCUGUUUCUGCUGGCCUUGACCUUUGACAAUAACUGCGUUUCGCUUCAAAAGGCCUUCUUUACAAGAGUGUUUCAACGACUGAAAGAUUUCUAUAUAGUCUGCAUUUAGUUUGGACAUUUCAAUUCACUUAAAUAUUUUUGACAUUGGAAUUUAUACUUUGAAUUGUAUUCCAUAUGUAUCGCAGUACUUUUUGUAGGACUAUAUGGGAUGCAUGGUCGAGAGGCUAAGUACUCUUGAACUUAGCUUGGCUUGGCUACCUUUGGAGGGGUUCGACACACGACUCGGGCAGAGUUGUGUUUACUGAGCGCCUAAAGGCAGCACGGAAAACCUUCUCCCAGAUAUCCCCUCCCCCCGCUGGUCCACAAAUGAGAUGUGCAAAUAACGCUCUGAGCAUGCGAUAUAAAAAGAAAAGCUAUAUAUAUUGAAAAGCUAAACGCAAGUUCAUCAUUGAAACAGAAUGUCGUUGCAAAAUGAGACUGAGGAUAAUUGGUUUCGAGGACAGACAGAACUGAAAAUCUUCAGAACAGAAUAUCGUCCAUUCCAUGCGUACAUUUCAUUGGUCAUUAGUGUGUUUGGAAUUAUAGGAAACAGUUUAAACGUGUUCAUUUUGACAAGGAAAAAGAUGAUCUCAGCAAUGAAUAUUCUUCUGACGGCCCUGGCGGUGUCUGAUGGUCUGAAAUUGAUCUUUCAUCUUACGUUUAUUGUGUUAUUCUUUUUUGUAUAUGACAGUGCGCUUGGCCCUUUAGUUAUGGUUAGUUAUGCAAUGUUCUAUUUCAUUGUGGCAAUUGUGUUUCACAGUGCCUCUAUUUGGCUGACUGUUUCAUUAGCAAUAUUUAGAUAUAUCGCCAUUAGGUUUCCACUGCGGGCAGCCACCUUGUGUAGCCGAUACAGAGCUAAGGUGACUAUCUUCAUAGUUUGUGUUUUGGUUACAGUUAUCUGCAUUCCUAAUUCUCUGAGUUAUUCUUAUGUUAGUAAUAAGUCAGACAAUGUGACAAAUUGGUAUAUUACAGUCAUAGGUGGAAUGGAAGGUUAUAAUUUCGUUCAAAAAUUGAACUUAUGGUUUUCCCCCUUUCUUGUGAGACUACUCCCUUGUUUGUUGCUUUUGCUGUUAAGCUUUUUAUUAAUUCAGGAACUUAGGAGAGCUGCCGAAAGGAGUUUGAAAUUAAGAAGUCAGGAAAACGAUCCCAGUGACGACACAAUCCAGAAACGAACCGAGACCAACAGGACCACUGGAAUGUUGGUGGUCGUGGUGGUACUCUUUAUAGUGAUUGAGUUGCCUCAUGGGAUUCUGCUUAUUUUAGUGGCGACGAACAGAGGCUAUUUUUAUGAUGUAUAUGAUCCGUUAGGUGAUCUCAUUGACGACAUCACUUUGCUGAACAAUGGAAUUAACUUUGUCAUCUACUGCACAAUGAGCCAAAAAUUUCGCGAUACUUUCAUUGCAAUGUUCUCCUGCAGCAAAGUGAAUUGUUAAAGGAUAUACGGUAUACAUAAUAAUAAUAAUAACAAUAUACCCCAUUGUUAUAUCAACCGAGGGGAUAAUAACAACUGACCUCACAAACACCUUCAAGGCCCUUAACAUUCCUAGGAACAUCUUCGUUGCCUGUCAGAGGGCGGUACUGCUGCAGACCUGCCACAUCACCAGAAAAUUCCUCAGUGGAAACUGUUAAAGGGACUACGAUGAAUUUUGUUUUUCUUUAGCGAAACUCGACCCUGGCAGCGCCAGAGAAUGACUACUCGUUCAUUUCUAACAUAAUAAUAAUAAUAAUAAGUCUUUGAGUCCGAAAAUUAACGAGGAAUACGAAUACAGAAUUUCCCUAACUUACAGCACAGACAUAUGACAAACUCAUACUCAUAUGGCAGCUAAGAAUAUUAGUUAAACAAUAAUAAUGCCCGUCUAGAAUUUCGGAAAAAUAUUUUCAGCUAUCCCCUAAACCUAGCUGUGAUCAAGUAUUUUUUUUUUAUUUGGUUUCUAUGUCCGACGGUUAACAAAAGUUUUCAUUUGGCCAGCACAACGACUAACCGCCUUUACUUUCCCCAACUAAUGCCCCAUACAGAUAAUUAUUUUAAAUUUGUAGAUAAACUCUGCUAGACGUAGAUGAAGAAAUUAAGGGUGAAGGCUAUUGAGACAUUCGGAUAGCUCAUUCUUAGCUAGAAUAUAUUUUUCUUGAACGGGCUAAAAUUACUUAGGGAAUUUCCGAUUUCAUUUUAAGAUUUAGAUAAGUGAAUGUUCUGGGCAUCGAGCUCUUAUCUAGAUUUAAAGGCCUAUUAUUGGAAUUUUAUAAAGUGUAAUAGAUCUUAUCUUAUAUAAUACAGACGUUACUUCAAAAAAAAGAAGAUGAUUACGUCCUACGCGUCAUGCAUUUAGUCAUGCAUAUUCAUUGGC